Molecule: messenger RNA, 2537 nt
Organism: Leguminivora glycinivorella
Lineage: Eukaryota; Metazoa; Arthropoda; Insecta; Lepidoptera; Tortricidae
Gene: hh
Product: tiggy-winkle hedgehog protein
Exons: 4
Coding region: 270-1418 (382 amino acids)
Biological process (GO): regulation of gene expression; multicellular organism development; cell-cell signaling
Molecular function (GO): calcium ion binding; patched binding
Source: RefSeq, a predicted model, not a curated record
AACAAUUAAACUUCGUCAUCAACUUAUCAGCCCUCUGAUUAUUGUUAAGAGAAACGUUGAUUGCUAAUAAGGUGGUUGUUAAUAUGGAGGCGGUAGCGGGGCUCGACAGGCGCGGCGAAUAGUUCGAGUCGGGUGGUGCGUGCGACGCAAGGGAUGCAGCCCGGACCGGCGAGCGGCGGUGGUGGCGGUGGCCAGCGGCCGGCGCUCUCAGUGUCGCUCAGUUCGCGGCGCGCGGUGGUCGUGCGUCGAGCGCGCGUCAUGUCUACGAGAUGAGGCUGGCUCUGGUGUUACUGUGGCUGGGCGCGGCGGCCGCCUGCGGCCCGGGCCGAGGCUUCACCAACCGCCCGGGGCCGCGGCACCGUCUCUACCCCCUCGUCUUCGGUCAGCACGUGCCCAACAUCAGCGAGGACAACGGCCGCGCCAGCGGCCCCCCCGAGGGUCGCAUCAUCAGAGACGAUGAAAAGUUCAAAGACUUAGUACCUAAUUAUAAUCCGGACAUCGAUUUCAAGGAUGACGAGGGUACGGGCGCCGAUCGCCUCAUGACCCAGAGGUGCAAAGAGAAGCUAAACACGCUCGCGAUCAGCGUGAUGAACCAGUGGCCGGGCGUGCGCCUGCGCGUCAUCGAGGGCUGGGACGAGGAGGGCUCGCACUUGGAGCACUCGCUGCACUACGAGGGCCGAGCGGUCGACGUGACGACUAGCGACCGUGACAGGAGCAAAUAUGGCAUGCUGGCCCGGCUCGCGUACGAGGCGGGGUUCGACUGGGUGUUCUAUGAGAGCCGGUCGUAUAUACACUGCUCCGUGCGAACAGAAUCGUCCAGCGGCAUGGGCGCCGGCUGUUUCCCCGGCGAUGCGGUGGUGCACACGCCAGAGGGCGCGCGCGACAUCGGCACGCUGAGGAUAGGCGACCGAGUGCUGGCUGCCGAUGAUAGCGGCAAGAUGGUGUACUCAGAGGUUGUAACAUUCAUCGACCGAGAUCCAAACGCGACUCGAAGAUUCAUAGAAAUAACAGCAGAGAACGGCGUAGCGAUCACGGCUACUCCGUCGCAUCUGAUCCUGCUGGCGGCCGCGGACGGCUGGCGGGAGGCGUUCGCGGGCGAUGUGCGGCCCGGAGACGUACUCCUCACGCGAGGGACUGGAGUUGUCAUGCGGCCGUCCCGCGUCACACACACGAGGCCUGUGCACAAGCGCGGCGUGUACGCGCCGCUGACCAAAACGGGCACGGUGAUCGUCGACGACGCGCUGGCGUCUUGCUACGCCGUGGUGUCGAGCCACUCGCUGGCGCACGCGGCCAUGGCGCCGCUGCGCUGGGCCGCCGGCUGGAGCUCGGCCGAGAGCCCGCGCGGCGUGCACUGGUACGCCAGCGCUCUAUACUAUGUCGGGGACGCCGUGCUACCGUCCUCGUACUCCUACCAUUGAUAUUGUUAAGUGAAAGUGGAACUUGCCGCGUCGCACGCGGGUCGUGCACCGCUCGGACGAAUGUAAAUAGAACCCAGUGUAAAUACCCCGCCAUUGUAAAUAUAUUCGACUAUAUAAAUGUUCGACAACGAUUUAUAUAUGUAUCCGAUAGGAAUUAAUUUAUUAAGUAGUCUUAGGACGUAAGUUGAGAUCGCAUAGGUAUUAUUUAGUUCAAAGUUUUGAAUAUUUGUAAAUUGUGUCGGUAUUGUUAUUCUGCACAAUGCAGAAAUAAUUAAAUGUAUGCGCUUAUGUCUUUUUAAGUAUUUACCAGAUAACUGUAAGUGAACGAGUUAGAGAUGUAGGGUGCGGACUAAAGUUAUUUUUUGUAGCGAUUCCGGUAAUAGUAUGGCUUGUUCAGUCGGCCGUCUGAUCCUCACAGUUAUGAUGUUAUUUUGCGUCUGUAUUUUGUUAGUGAACAUUCCACGCGUCUAAUCGUUUGGCUUACUAACAUAAAUGGGUCAAUUACAUAUUAAUUUUGAGUUAAAACUUUGAAUUUAUUAUUUGAAUUAGUCAAAACUCCCAUAAUUUAGUAAAAUAAUUAAAAUUUAUUUCGUUUUGACACACCGCGCCUGUAAAUUGAGAAAUUGGAAUCACUGAAAGUCCGUUUACUUUAACAACCCAUAAAUACGUCCAGUGUGCGUAGCCGAACGCCCAAACGCUACGACGAUUCGCUCACGAUUCGCUCACAAUUCAUUCACGAUUUGUGAGCGUUUCGUGAAACGUUUUUGCAUUCGGCUACGCACACUGGGCAUCAUUUGCGAAUAUGAUAGCUAGGUAACGGAUAAGUUUCAGUUUCCUUAGCUUUCGAAAACUGAAUGGAAGUUGAACGUUAUUUAGUGUAUGACCCUUAUGCACGAACAUCAUUAGAAAAUGAUAAAAUUGUGAUCUUGGUACCUAAAACAGUGCCUUAAGAUUUAUUUAUUGUUAUUUAUAAGCUUCUUAUUUAUAAAUUGACGAUAACUAAUAGAUUUAACUAAAGCCUAUCCACCUUAACUUAUUUUCGCAUGACAUGUCUCCCGCUUCCUUUCUUAAUUUAUUUUUCUUUCGAUUCUUCAUUAAUUUAUGGCUUCUUGUUUAUAU